This is a messenger RNA of Emiliania huxleyi CCMP1516, 486 nucleotides long. RefSeq lists its product as hypothetical. The transcript has a single exon. The record is from RefSeq and is a predicted model, not a curated record. Lineage: Eukaryota; Haptophyta; Isochrysidales; Noelaerhabdaceae. Gene Ontology annotation, molecular function: ATP binding; ATP-dependent protein folding chaperone. The annotation marks the transcript as partial.
AUGGCGGUGAUGCGGCACGGCACGGUGCAGCUCAUCGCCAACGAGCAGGGCUCGCGCUCGACGCCGACGACCGUGGCCUUCGCCGACGGCGAAACGCUGCUCGGGGAGGCGGCGGCCGCACAGGCAGCACGCAACCCAAAGCUGACGAUGAGCGACUUGCUGCUGAUGCUCGGCCGCGACUUCGACGACCCGGUCGUGCAGGCCGCGCGCUCUCGCUGGGGCUUCCUCACGUCUGCCGCCGAGAAGGACGGCGCAGUCUCGGUGGCGGUGCCGGGUGGCAAGACGCACACGGCGGUGCGGCUGCUCUCAUUGGUUGUGGGUGGGCUGCGCGGCGCGGCGGACUCGUUUUGCGGCGCGCCGGUGCGCGAGGUUGUCCUCGCCACGCCGGCGCACCUCGCUCCCUCGCGCGCCGACGCGCUGCUCGAGGCGGCGCGGGGCGGCGGCAUGCGGGUCAAGCUGGCGCUGCCCUCGCCGCUCGCUGUCGCC